This is a messenger RNA of Salvia splendens (bonfire salvia), 969 nucleotides long. RefSeq names its product nuA3 HAT complex component NTO1-like. NCBI's taxonomy places the organism in Eukaryota, Viridiplantae, Streptophyta, Magnoliopsida, Lamiales, Lamiaceae. The annotation marks the transcript as partial. The record is from RefSeq and is a predicted model, not a curated record. The transcript has 2 exons. Gene Ontology annotation, biological process: regulation of transcription by RNA polymerase II.
UCCUGCACUUACAAACAUCAAAAAUUCGCGGCUUCAUCAGACUCAUCCAACAAAUCCCAUUCCCCUUGCCUUCCCGCCAAAAAGCGCAAGGAAUGCCGAUAUUCGCCUUCUCCCCCCGCCGCCACAACUCUCUGCCUUCCCGCGAAGAAGAGAAUUUGGGCGUUUCAGCCCCUGGCCCUCGAUCUGAAUCUCAAUCCCCCAUCCGAUGAAGAUUCCGCACAAAUCAAACUCAACGGCAGAGAAGACGGCGAGGACGGAAUCGUCUGCGCUGUCUGCGACAGCACGGACGGAGAUCCGGCGGAUCCAAUCGUGCUCUGCGACGGCUGCGAUCUGAUGGUGCACGCCACAUGCUACGGCCAUCCCUUCACCGCGGGGAUCCCCGACGGCGACUGGUACUGCGCCCGAUGCCUCCAUUCCCAAUCGGAGAAAAAUCAACCGCCGUCCUGCUGCCUCUGCCCCGUCGGCGGCGGCGCGUUGAAGCCAACGACGGACGGGUGGUGGGCGCAUCUGGUGUGCGCGAUCUACGUGCCGGAGGUGUUCUUCGCGGAUUCGGAGGGGAGAGAGGGAAUCAACUGCGAUCGGGUGGGGAAGAGGCGGUGGGAGACCAAGUGCUACAUCUGCAAAUCGAAAAACGGUUGCGCCAUUGAUUGCUCCGAGCCUAAAUGUGGAUUGGCAUUCCACGUCAGCUGUGGAUUGAAAGAGGAGCUCUGUAUCGAAUACAGAGAGGGGAAGGGGAAGAGCAGAGGGUCUGUUGUUGCUGCAUUUUGCUCCCCUCAUACUCAUCUCUGGAAGAAGCAAGAGCAAACAGGAAAGUUCAAGAUAGUUGGUAGAGGCGACGACAACAAGUAACAAGAAAUUGCUAUUCGACACCAUUUUAACCUUUAGUUUGAUUUACGCAUGUUGAGAUUAGACGUCACCACGGUUCCGGAACCGGCGGUUCACGGUUCGGAACCGCCGGUUCCGGUUCAA